Peronospora matthiolae is the source of this 1338-nucleotide messenger RNA. The record is from the annotation of a GenBank genome assembly. NCBI's taxonomy places the organism in Eukaryota, Oomycota, Peronosporomycetes, Peronosporales, Peronosporaceae.
AUGGACGUCUCGCCCGAGUUCCUCGCCCGCGUGCAGCAAUACGAAGAGAUGAUGACCAACGUCCCUGGGACCUUUGCCAAUGAAUCCUUCAAGUCGCGACUGCCCGGACUCGUCCGCGACUGCGUGGCCGACAAUCGUGAACGGUUUUCGUCGGACCAGAAGAACCGUUUGCUGCAGCUCGCGGAGGCUAUGAUCGACGAUGCCGGAAUCCCACUACCGUCUCAAUACUUGGAACAAGUUACCAAGUCGUCAACCAGUGCCCACUGGGAGACCUUGCUGAAGGGCAAAGGCUAUACGUGGCAAAACGGUCCAUGGUUUUUGGUGGAGCAGUACAUGUUCCAUCUCGUGCUGCUGCUGGCCGAGUACUACACGACAGGCCUUGAUCCGUUCCACCCCUCCAAGGUCGCAGAGCUGAAAGAGGUUACUCCUUGGGUGUUGUUGCAGACCGCAGUGAGUCUGUCAGCUCGGAACGAGGAGGUUCGAUCACAAACUCGUUACGGUCAAUUGGAGCGAUUGAUUAAAUUGUGUCUAUGGGGCAACAAGGCUGACGGGUGCUACAAAGAGGUGAAAGAUACGAUAACAGCUACGAACGUGUCGUUCGCUUUCGACGACGAGCUGUUGCUUGUGGAUCAUACAAAUGACGUCAUGAACUUCCUCGAUCAAAAGGCGCGGGAGACUGGCGACGCGAAGAGCGUGAGCGUGCAGUUCAUCAACGACAAUAGCGGUGCGGAGCUUUUGCUGGAUCUCGCACUGGCUGACCACUUGCUCGAUCGUGGCUGGUGUGGCAAGGUUACGCUGAAUGUGAAAGUUGAACCCAUGUACGUGUCGGACGCAACACCUGCUGAUGUGCAUGAACACAUUGCUGAGAUGCAGCGUGAGACGCGUACGCCUGAAGUUCAAGCAUUGGGUAAGCGUUUGGCUACACACGUCGAGAAUGACAAGCUGGUGAUCCACUCGGAUAUUUUCUGGAACCGCUACGCGUACUAUUGGGACAUGCCCCUGGAGCUGCAGACUCGUUUCGCCCGCGAGGCGACGCUCGUGAUCAUCAAGGGAGAUCUGAAUUAUCGUCGUCUGCUGGGAGACCGUCUGUGGCCGCCGUCAACGCCCAUAGAGGAUGCGGUUCCGUACUUUCCAACUGCUUUCGUGUCGUUCCGCACGUUGAAGUCCAACCCCGUGGUGGGCAUUCCUGCCGACGUUGUGGCAAAGCUUGAAAAGGAGGACCCAAAGUGGCGAUACAAUGGAAAGCGCGGUACGAUUCAAGGCGUGCUGGGUGCGGAUAUCGUAGCCGAGAAAGCUACACGUGCAGUUCACGUCGAAUGUGACCGUUCUGGCGAAUAG